AUGCACGAUCAACUGUCGCGAGCUCUUUUGUUUCAGGUAAUCACUUAUCUAAAUGACAGACAAAUUGUAACAUUUGAAAAGUAUAGGUACCUAUUAUCUUAUUCUACUCAAAUUACGUUUUACGUACGUAAUUUUUAAAAGAAUAUGUUAGUUUCUACAUUUUUUAAUCACCAUUUUAAAAAUUCAACUUUUAGUCAACACUGCCACCGUUUGUAUCAGUCGGGCCAAUAUUAGUAGUAUGCAUACCGUCAUUCUUCUACGCCAGUACUGGAAGAACAGCUAUGUACUCUAUGCUGAUUGCUAGCUGGGUGCCGUCGUUUAACCCUUUGUUAACCAUGCUAGCUAUAACACCUUAUCGACAAGCAUUAACGAGAUGGUUAUCGGCCAAAACAGCACCAUCGUUAUCAACAGAAACUCUAAUUGACAAUGUUACUAGAAGUGUUAUAUAA
Molecule: messenger RNA, 449 nt
Organism: Bursaphelenchus okinawaensis
Lineage: Eukaryota; Metazoa; Nematoda; Chromadorea; Rhabditida; Aphelenchoididae
Source: the annotation of a GenBank genome assembly